This is a messenger RNA of Babjeviella inositovora NRRL Y-12698, 450 nucleotides long. RefSeq lists its product as uncharacterized. The annotation marks the transcript as partial. Lineage: Eukaryota; Fungi; Ascomycota; Pichiomycetes; Serinales. The transcript has a single exon. The record is from RefSeq and is a predicted model, not a curated record.
AUCAUCAGCAUAUCCGUAUUCCCGACAGUCACAUGGGUCCGGAUAUCUUAGCCAGAGCCAACUGCGUCCGCAUGGCGAAGCCCGUUUGCUAUUCGAAAUCUGGGACGAUUAGUUUUCGCUUUGCUCGACAAAUUGGCAGCUUAGUACUUAUAAUAGGGUUCGUGAACAGUGGCGUCACGGGUCAUAACAUACGAGACAGCUGUGGUAGUGGGCUAUGCCAUGGUACUGAUCAGCUAAUUAGAAGGAUUUUAAUACAAGUUGCCGCGAUAAAGAAAAUAUUUCUCAGUCCUUUUGGUUUCUGGGAAAAGCAUUGUUUCCGUGACUCAUCCCGUCCCAAAUUUCAGAAUAUUGAAUAUGAAUAAAUAAACUAAAGUGCAUUGUUAGGACUCUUAUACUUUAAGAUCUUGUUCACGUAAACAGAUGUAGCUAAUAGUAUAAGUUGGUAUCGUG